AUGAAACAGAGACGAGGCCACCUUCCAAUUCACGUGGCAGCGAGUUCUACUCCAGAAGUACUGAAACUUCUUCUGGAGAAAGGAGCAGAACCUGAUAUUGCAGUGGACCAAGAGGGUUCGCGGGACCAUGGAAGUACACCAUUAUCUCUGGCCUGCCACCCGUUCACAAACAACGCUCAAAUUGCUCAGAUCCUACUCGAUGCGGGUGCCAAUCCCAACAAAGACAUGGGAGGAAGCCAAACGAUCUUUUUAAGCGCCGUAUUUUCAGCGAAUGUGUGGGCGACAAAACUGUUGUUAGACUCGGGUUCUGUCGAUUUGAAACUUCCUGUACAUGCAAACACUCCAGCGCUACUCGUUGCUGCUUCCAUGGGACACGCUGAAAUAUGCAAGAUUUUGCUUGAUGCCGGUUUUGAUGCGAACAUUGCUGCGACGGACGAUAAUGAUUACACCCCUCUGCACAAUGCGGCUGGAUAUGGCAACGGGGAGACGGUCAAAGUGUUGGUAGAUGGUAAAGCAAAUAUUGAGGCACGCACUUUAGACGGUCGUCGACCACUACACAUGGCAUGUUUCAAGGGAAAGCUGGAUUGCGUUAAGGUGCUUCUUCAGUCCGGCGCCGAAAUCGAUUCAGUAGACGAAAAUGGCUGGACUUCACUUCAUUUUGCCGCUCGCUACGGUCAUAUGAAGAUAGUCAAAUUAUUGCUCCAGCCGACUGGCUCGAAGCCCGCGGCAUUGGGGAUGAUCACGACUGGUGGACCGGGAGAAAACAUGUCUGGUUGUACUGCAGCCGAUCUGGCGAGAUCCAAUGGUCACCAUGCUAUUGCUGAGUUUCUAGUGGAAGCAGAGAGUGUGUAA
Messenger RNA from Glarea lozoyensis ATCC 20868, 852 nucleotides. Its product is annotated as Ankyrin repeat-containing protein. Gene Ontology annotation, molecular function: protein binding. Bases 1 to 852 code for a protein of 283 amino acids. The transcript has a single exon. NCBI's taxonomy places the organism in Eukaryota, Fungi, Ascomycota, Leotiomycetes, Helotiales, Helotiaceae. The record is from RefSeq and is a predicted model, not a curated record.